Pleurotus ostreatus (oyster mushroom) is the source of this 1680-nucleotide messenger RNA. RefSeq lists its product as uncharacterized. The transcript has 5 exons. Gene Ontology annotation, molecular function: ATP binding; ATP hydrolysis activity. Bases 1 to 1680 code for a protein of 559 amino acids. Lineage: Eukaryota; Fungi; Basidiomycota; Agaricomycetes; Agaricales; Pleurotaceae. Gene Ontology annotation, biological process: mitochondrial respiratory chain complex III assembly; protein insertion into mitochondrial inner membrane from matrix. Gene Ontology annotation, cellular component: mitochondrial inner membrane. The record is from RefSeq and is a predicted model, not a curated record.
AUGGAGUCUGUACAGGGGAUCCUGGCGGCCCUGGUAAGCCCCCUUGAAAAUGCUUCUGGUAUCCAGAACGCCACAGUCGCAAACUCGACAAUUUCGCAAGCACCUAUGGCCAUCCCCUCCGACAUUGCAUCCUUAAUCACCCUGCUUUUCUCGUUUUCUGCUCUGCGGGAUUGGAUCAAACUCAUCGUCAUUGGAGGUGUUCUGGAAACCGCUCGGCGCAGCGUAUUCUCGGUUUAUGCAAGGCUCAUGAACUCUUUCUUCAUCACUGCGACAUUCGAUGAAGAUGACAUAUCUUUUUCUUGGAUGAUGGUGUGGCUUUCGGAGCACCCUACUUGGAAGACAGCGCGUGAAGUCGAAAUCAGCACACGAUCCCUUGGUCUAGACAGCCAGGCCACUUUGCUACCAGGAGAAGAGGAAGAUGUCGCCUCCAACUCGCGCAAACUUGGAUUCUUGCCGAACGUUUCCAAUACCUACACGUUGUGGUACAAACACCGUUGGGUCUCUGUCAGACGUUUGAGGUCAGAGCAAGGAUACUAUGGGCAUAGGCAGGAAACCUUGAUCAUCAGCCAAAACAGCUGGCGUCAUGUCGCUUCUCGUCCCAAACGGCCCCUCAAGUCUAUCGUCCUCGACCCCGGCAUCAAGGAUCUCCUCGUCGAAGACGCGAAAGACUUCCUCGGCUCAAAGCCUUGGUACCACGAACGAGGCAUCCCAUUCCGACGUGGCUACCUUCUUUACGGCGCACCCGGCUCUGGCAAAACGUCCAUCAUCCACAGUCUAGCCGGCGAGCUUGGGCUGGACGUCUACAUCAUCUCCCUUUCCAGAAGCGGACUCGACGACAGCGCACUCAACGAAAUCAUCUCGGAUCUUCCGGAGCGUUGUAUCGCGUUAAUGGAGGAUAUCGAUGCGGCAUUUCACCAUGGCUUGAACCGUGACAGUGAAGAUCCUGCCGAAUCUGCACCAGGAGCCGAUCGUAAUGCGCCUCCCAAGCCAGCACAGGCAGCCCCGACGACGACCAGCAAACUUAGUCUCAGUGGACUCUUGAACGCAUUGGAUGGUGUUGGUGCCCAGGAAGGACGUAUCCUCUUCGCUACAACGAACAAGUACCUCGCUCUCGAUCCCGCGCUCUCGAGGCCCGGCCGUAUGGACAUCCACAUCGAGUUCAAAUUGGCUAGCAAGAUCCAAGCACGGGAACUGUACCGCUGCUUCUACCAGCCUUCAGAAGACAUGGAGUCUGAGAAAUACGACGACGUCCCCUCCGAGCUUCUCGAUGACGUCGACGCAGAGACCUCCUCUCAAACCUCUGACUCCUCUGACACCCUCGUCGCGCCGUCCCCCACCCUCCCUGAACCCAAGAAUGGCAAGGCGCUGUUGUCGAUGAUGCCCGACCACCGCCGGCGCGCGCCAAAGCUAGAGAGGGAGCAGAUAGGAAGGCUUGCGCAUGCAUUUGCAGAUGCUGUGCCAGAGCGUGAAUUCUCGAUGGCGAGCUUGCAGGGGUAUCUGAUGGUGUACAAGACGAGGCCGUUCGAUGCUGUGAAGGAUGUCAGAGCGUGGGUUGAGAAGGAACGUGCGGAUGCGGCGAGGAAGGCGAAAGCAAAGGCGCCCACCCCCUCUUCCCCAACUCCAGAAUCCGAACCCGAAGCCACACCGACCCCAGAGGCCGCAACACCUACAUCCACAUAA